AUGGAAAGCCAGGGCGACGUAGCGCACGCGUGCGGAGAGGAGCAUGAGCGAAUACCCCCAAGAAAGAAGUACAGCAAUUUAGUGAAGAUAAGCAAAAAGGAAAUAGAAGGAUGCGAAAAUAAAAAUGACCUGCUGUUAAAGAAGAAGGAAGAGAGGAGAGCUCUGGAGUCGUUCCCAGAGAUGGUGGAGGAAACGCCUUCCCAUGAGUUGAAGAAGCUCCGAGAAGGUAUCUGCAACUUCGAAGAUGGAGCAGACGACGUUAUGAUGAGCCUAUACAUGAGCAAAACGCCGUGCAAAAGAUAUCACGAUGACAUGAUCUGUGAGAGUACCAACUAUGUAAAGACGUAUAGCAGCAAGAAGAGAAUAUACACGCCCAGGAAAGUGAACAAGGGAAAUUUGUUCGAGUUCGAAAAUGAGGAGAGCGGCAAAGCGUCCAUGUUUACCACCCCAAAAAGGAAGUACACAAAUAAGAGGAAGAUUAAUGAAAUGGACAGAAGCAAGUACGCCGCCAACGGGGUAGACGCUGCUAACCCGAUGGACGCCACUCCCGCGGGAGAAAAGUGGCGAAUGCAGGAGUCAAACAUGCAGGAGCUGCCCGAGUACAUAAAGAACGAGUACAUCUCCUACCUGUGCAGCCCGUUGAAGCGAAGCGAGAGGCUGAUAAAGUCGAGGAUAAAUAAAAUGCUAAACGAAAAUAUAGGGUAUGAGAAGCAAGCGAACUCGGAAGGUACAGAAAGAGACAUGAAUAGCAACAACACUACCAGCUACACGUCGAGCUACUCGGGAAUAUCAAAGAGUGAAGAAACCCUUUGCGACUUCGAACCAGAAGAAGAAGAAAAAUGUUGGGAUGAUUACUACACACAAGGGAAUGACAAGGUAAGGCCCUUCACCGGAAUAACAACAGAGCUAGCUGUCGACAUGAUCACAGAAUUGUUAAAAUCUAAGAUUAGGAAAAUCGUUAUUGACGAGAAGGAGUACUUUUCUCCCAUUAGCGAAAAUGACACCAUUAUGGAAGUAGGACAUGGGAAUCAUCCACUUGCUGUACAGAUGCAUGAAAAGUGGGGGACGACUGGAAGGUACAUAGGAGUGGAGUUCAGUGGAUUGGCUAGCCAGGAAGCUUUAAAAUGUGAAAAAUUGAAAAAACUCUUUCUAACGAGAAAAGUUGAAUUCGUCAAAGUACUAAGCAUGAAGUAUUUUAAAGACGAUUAUCUAAACGGCCUUGUAGUACAGUCCAACAUUUCUCCCUGUAAUGAGAAAGCAGAUUUUGUAAAAAUGAAUACCUUUAAGUAUAUCUUUGCAAAGAGUACCUUGGAUUAUAUUACUUGCCGAAUGGAUAAUAUUGGAAAUAGUGGUGACUGGGAAGAGGAUCUCCAGAUAUCUCCUUCUGUCGUGGACAUGUUUGACAGCUUGGCAGACUCGUUACAGAAUUGUAGAAGCAAUAGCAACCGAUGUAACUCCUGCAUCAUUUUUGUAGAGCCCAGCAAUUCCUCCAAAUUCCGGGAUCAUAUUCUGACCAUAUUUAAGGCCAUUUACACAGCCACGUUUAAGUACAGGAGUGCGGCAAAAUUUCUCCGCCUCAGCAAAAUUACCAAUAAUCCAAAGGCUUGUGGGUAUAUGAUUGAGAAGAGGAAUGAGGUGUAUCGUGACUUUGAGGAAAUCAGACAGGAGUUUCUCAAGCUCAUCAUUAAGGCAUCUGUCACGAAGAACGUGGACGAGGUCGACUGGUACCUGCCUAAUGAGGCCCCCAGAAAAUGGAUCAGCAGCAACCCCGCCGAUAUUGAGUACCUCGUCAAGCUGGAUGGCAACAGCUUUUGA
This is a messenger RNA of Plasmodium inui San Antonio 1, 1815 nucleotides long. RefSeq lists its product as hypothetical. Lineage: Eukaryota; Apicomplexa; Aconoidasida; Haemosporida; Plasmodiidae. The coding region runs from base 1 to 1815 and encodes 604 amino acids. The record is from RefSeq and is a predicted model, not a curated record. The transcript is spliced from 2 exons.